Trypanosoma conorhini is the source of this 857-nucleotide messenger RNA. RefSeq names its product calpain-like cysteine peptidase. NCBI's taxonomy places the organism in Eukaryota, Euglenozoa, Kinetoplastea, Trypanosomatida, Trypanosomatidae. The record is from RefSeq and is a predicted model, not a curated record. The annotation marks the transcript as partial. The transcript has a single exon.
UAGGUUUUGAGAAUUGCUUGACGUACUUUGAGAAAGCCUGUCUACUACUUUGGCCUCAAGGUGACCCUUGGACCAAUCACAAAAAUGUUGUGGAACAUACAUGUGAUUGCUCCGGAGGAACAGAUGGUUCUUCAACGUUUGCGAAAAAUCCUUCUUUUUUACUUACAAAUAUGGGAAAUGCGGAGGCUGAAAUUAUGAUUGUUUUGCGAAAAAGAGAAGAGGAUAUUCAACAUUGUCCAGGUUGGAUUCAAUUGCACGUCCACAAGGGAAAUGAUACUGGUGGAAUGGAAAGCGAAAGACGCUAUGAUGUAUGUCCAAGAAAUGCGUUGUUUUGUACCGAAAAGCAUUAUUUUGGAGAAGCUGCCUUAGUUUUCCGUUUAAGAGAAAAUGAACGCUUGCAACUUACAGCAUCGGCUUCCUCUUACUGUACAUGCACAUUAACCGCAACUUCGGUUGAUAGAUUUCAACUAAAUCCAUUGCCGGUUUCUUAUACGUAUACAAUAGAGGGUACUUUAUGCCCGACAGACCCUUUAAAUUCUUCAUUGAUUUUAAGAAAUAAUAACGAGGAAAGGGUUGAGAAACUUGUUGUGGCACUUUCUCAAGAGCCUGUACGACAAAGAACUCACUCUGUCGGCUUGGAGGUUUGGCUAAAUCGCGACUCUCAAUCUGAGGAUGGCCAUCCACGAUUUAUUACGGAAUUUAGAAAGGAUGCUCUUGUGGUGUUUAACUUUUCAUUAUCUCUUAAGCGCAAUGAAAUAGUAACAUUUAUUCCAUUGGCAAAAAGGCGUUUGAACACGCUGCCCUUUUCCAUGAGUGUCUAUUCCUCACUUCCAUUACAGAGGGAAGAAGCGAUAUGA